Messenger RNA from Gopherus flavomarginatus (Mexican gopher tortoise), 4460 nucleotides. RefSeq names its product proline rich 33 (gene PRR33). The record is from RefSeq and is a predicted model, not a curated record. Bases 189 to 1811 code for a protein of 540 amino acids. The transcript is spliced from 3 exons. Lineage: Eukaryota; Metazoa; Chordata; Testudines; Testudinidae.
UGGCAGGGGACCCCAGCAACACAGACCAGGUCCUCCAGUUGGGCUGCCAGCUUUAGCAGCCCUCUUUGCUAUCAGCCGGAAGGGAAGAGUCCAAACCAAGGAUGUUCAGACGGGUUUUUAAGCACAAGGAGCUGGGAGCAACAAGCUGCAGCCUCUAACCAUCACUCAGCACUCACCAGGGGGUUAAAAUGCUGAUCACUGUAACACCACCUUAUGAACCAGCAUCCCUCCAUCCACAAAUUCCACCCCCUGCCAUACUUCCGAAACCUGGAAAGGACAAUCUUAAGCUCCAGAAACUCUUGAAGAAAGUUGCAAAGAAGAAUGCACCACUAGCCUCCCAGCAAGCCAAAUCGUUCCAGUCCAACCUCUCCCCAGUGAGCGAGGCCAGCCCAGACCUAGAGCACAACGAGUGCUCAUCUCCGCUGAAGACCCCAGAAACGUCAACGCACAUCACCAUCCGUCUCCCUCCCCGGUUCUCCAUCAAGCCAGUCAUCCACCACGUCUCAUCUCCUUUCCCGAAGGCCAAGACAUUCACACUCAAAGUAACCGAGCAGAGGAGAAUCUCUGAACACCUCAAGCUCUCAGUCUCUCCAGCAGCAUCACCUGUGCACGGGAAGUCCCCAUGGAAACCAAAAGGAAUGACAAAACCAGACACACCCACCCAGCUGCCCUCUCCACAGGCACAUUCUAUAUUCAUUUUCCCUGACCCUCCUGUUUCCAUCUCACCUGUCAUAGAAGCCCCAGUGGAGGUUACUCAUGUUACCAAAGUGCAUGCACGUGUCCAUAGUGUGCAGGCACCCAGAGCGAAGACCCUUUUACCAGACCAGUUGUCUACAGCCCUCAGCAGUGAGGACAGGCAGCCAUUGGCAGCCAAUACAGACAAAAGCCAUUCAGAGACACCUCCAUGGCUGGCACCAGUCAUUCUCAAUGGUGAUGAGACUGGAGCUGCUACUCCCAAAUCAAAGGACCCCAUGCUUCCCACCACGACAGCAAGGCCCCCCUACAAAACCCUUAAGUCUUCAACUCCCAGAGAGCCUGUUGGGACUGCUUUCCCCAGUCCUCGGAUGCUGGAUCCUCAAUUCAGUAGACCAGAAACCCCAGGAAGUGACAGAGCAAGAUCCAGAACAGAGUGGGUUCCUGAACUUCCUGAGCCACACAGCAAAAGCCUAAGGCCAAUGACUCCCCAUACAGCUCAGAAGCAAGAGGCCACAGUGCCAGCUGACAAUACAAAGGCUUUCCCCACAGAAGCCAAGGAAGAGCUGGUCAUUCAACCACAGCCAACAGCUACCAUUCCCAGUACCAGUCCUUUCCCCAAAGCUGAGUUUCCACCACUAUCUGUGGAUAAGGCCAGACCUCUUACAGCCAAGCUUAGUGGAUGGUCUCGCCUCAAGAAGCACUUAACAGUGGAACCAGAGGGGUGCCAAUUCCCAGAAACUGAGCAAGCCAAGCCUGAACAGGGGGAAGCAGGAAGUAAAGCAGAAAGCUCUCAAGGUAAUGCCAACCAAGACAACAGGCUGAUUAAAUCAAGGGCCACCAAAAUGUGGGAUGCCAUUUUAUAUCAGAUGACAGCCCUCAAGAGGAGAAAGCAGCAAGAGGAAGAAAAAGGGAUAAGGAAAGAGGAGGGAUUCUCAUUCCAGUGCCGCUUGCCCCUUCUCCACAGGCCAUGUUUUGAUGCCCGGAAACUGAAGGAGCUAGCUUCCAAACCAAUGACAAAGAUCACCACCAUGUUAGAAUCAAGUCUGCUCCGCCGCAAGACACCUGAGGAGACCAAGAAUUUUAACAGGACUGCAUCAGGGUGGCAGUUCAAGUGAAGCCAGCUGGAUUCCACCUCAGCAACAAGUUCUCUCAGGCCUCCUCCAAGGUGCUGCCUGAGUUCUGAGCAGGAAAGUGCGUUUUAUAGCCAGAUUUUCAUGCAGCAUGGAGGCCAAAUGUGAGAAAAAUAUAAAUAAAAUCUUUCACAGACAGCAACUUUAUGCUGAGGGCUGUAGAGGGUAUUAUGACUGUACACUACAUAUCUGUAGUGCAUAUAUCUAUAGUGCAUGCACACACCUCCAGAGUGGCUUGAGGAUCCAAGAAGAACAACUCUAUAUCUAUUUGCAGCUUCAUUUAAAAUAUUCCAAUUGGAGAUCAGGCUACAAAACCAAACAAGGGACCCAGGAAAAGAAGUGACCUGUAGAAAACCUCCAAUGUAAAAGGCACCUUGUUUUUCAUUCAGUAAAUCAAUGGAAUUUUAAGUGAAUCCCAAACAGUGCAAGCCCAGAAACAGGACAGGUUGUGGCAAAAUGUAUGUUGGUCCACAUUGCCCCAUCUAAUAUUCUGCCUCCUAGGCUGCACGAUCCAGUUUAAGACUGAAAGAAGGGUUCAGUUUCUAAGCCACUGAGUUCUUUGUUGGAACCCUCAGCAGUAGUUUCCAUUUCUGGUCACUCAGAACUAAACUAAGAUGAAUUCCCUUGCAUAGAACAAGGGUGACAGGUUGUGGUAUAUUUCAUGCUACUCUGAAACCACACUUUACUCAGCCCAGAAAACAGAAUGUCUCAUUAGUUUUAGGUUUUAUAAUUAAUUUGAUCUCCCUAAAAGGUAAAUUUGAGGCUGCAGGAGUUGGAGGGGGAGAGAAGAGAGAGCUUUUUGUUUUGUAAUGAUCAGAGUUUUUCCAUUCUUAAAUGCUUUCAAGUGCAGUUAUUGGCCAGGGAUUUUCAGAAUGAUUAGGAUUUUAUUUGCUUCAGCUUUUGAGGUGCCCAACUUGACAUACCUUAAUAGGGUCUGAGUUUCAGAGUGGGCAAUCAGCAAUUUCUGAAAAAAAAUCAGGUCCCUUUAAGGUCUCUCAGAUGGGGCACUCAAAGUGACUAGUAACUCUUGGCCGUGGCACGUGGGCCAAAACAACAGGGAUUUCAGAGAGAUUCAAAAGCAUCUUUUCUUGCACAGACCAAAACAUUUGCUAUAAAUGGCAGCAUUUAUAUGGAACUAUUUUACUGGAUUCGAGUGGGGAGCACUGGCCUGAAUCUAAAGAUUUCCAAGCUACAGCAGCCCCCACUGUCCUAGCUAUAGUUGAGAGAGUCUCAGUAGUUCCUCUCACUGCCAUUUUCAGGCACAUCACGAGGAAUCUCACAUUGCACCCUUCAUGGAGUUCUCAUGUGGCUUAGAUAUUUUUCACCAGAGCAGAUCAUCCUGGACAUUGAUAGAGAUUACGAGACUAUCCAGAGUCACAGUAAACAAAACAAAGAUCUCAAAGCAAUAUAAACCUUCAGGUUAUGAACCAGCCUCUAAGCUACUAGCUGGUAGAAGAAAAUUAUCCCUAGGGACAUGUUAUCCUAUAGCUGCCUACUGCAGGGUUUCUUGCACCUUCCUCUCAUUCAGCCGGAGCUGGCCUUUGUCAGAGACCAGAUACUGCACUGAAUGGACCCUGAUCUAACUCUGAAUUCCUGGCUACUGAAUAGCAUCCUCUGAAGCAUCUGAUGUUAGCCACUGUUAGAAUGGCAGAUUAGGAGAAAGAUUAAUCUGUUCGAAUGUGGCAGCUCCAGUGUUCCCUUAUCAGUCUGCCUGAAGGGGCUAAGCGGGCAGUUGAUAGAAAGGGCACAUUAUAGUGACCACCUCAUACAGAACAGAACAUUGUUGGUCAUCUUAUUAGUCACCCAGGGAAGACUAUGGCAACCAACUGUUCCUUGGCCUCACUUCUAACUUGAGACAGAUAGUUAGCAACGAAGAACUAGUUUUAGCCGCACUCGAUCCCCUGCCACCCAUGUGUCAGUAACAUUUGUUGGGCUAAAACCUCCACAAGCUGCAUCCCCCAUUCUAUGCUGCAGCACUGGCAUGCACUCACCCUCUGAGCUCUCUCUCUGGAGCCUUCAGUCUUCUCUCAAACUGAUCAAAGCCCCAGUGCAAUGCACUAGGGAUGUCUUGGCAGAAGUAUGGCCAAAGCAUGCCUUGCCAAGGCCUUACGAUUGGGUUUUUUUUUUUCUUCAAACCCAUCAGUUUUCAAGCACUGUAGGAAACACUGACAAAUCCAAGAUGGAGGCUCCUCCACACUUUCCAUGGCUUUCUGACAUUGUAUUGCAUUUAUUUUUGAUCGCUGCUCAGGUUGAACACAUGGGGUUUUGUUUGUUUGUUUGUUUUGGGGGGGUUGUAAAUAUUAAGCAGCAUUAUAUUGAGAUCUGGUUUUUCUGGCUAUUUUUGGGGUGGGCUGGUUUUGUGGGUUGUUAGUUUUGUUUUUAAUGUUCACAGUUGUUUGCAUCUCCAUAGUCACCAGGCUUAGGGAGUGAGCUCACACAGGGUAAGCAUGAAGCUAUUUCCACUUCCCUAGUGAGGUUACCAUAAGAGGGAAUAUUUCUGCUUUAGCUAAUAUAGGACUGGUAUGUUUCACCCCAAAGGGAAAUUUGAUACCACCUUCUACCUUCUGCGCCUAUGCACAGGCUAGAGAGCUGGCUGGAAUUUCUCAUUCGAAAUGGACAGCCUUAAAAAAAAAA